AUGGCGGCCCUCUUGGACAAGGUAUUGUUCCGCAUGGUGUUCGGAGAUAGAAAGAAGAAACUCGACAAGUUUCUUCGCACUACCACACCUGACUCCGUUCUUUCAAACCUGCACACCUGCCUCGUUCGGGAAGGAAGCACCUCCAUCACAUCGCAGGCCGUCUUCGACGCGUCUAGCAUCCGGGACUCGCCCCAGGAGCAGCCUUACUGGACGAAAAAGAGUUUCCAAAACCACCUUGUCAGGACCCAUCCGGACACGACCAUCCCCGACACAGCGAUCAAUGUCCUGUGGACUUGCUUCUGCUUCUUCGCCUACCACCCGUUCCCACUCCCCAGUGCGGACGACACGAAGCUGUAUCUACCAGCCUUCGAGCGUGCGUUGAUCCUGCUAUCUGUCCAAGGCGCACGGCUCCUCGGAGUCGCAGAUAGUGAUUUCGGUCAUCGCUGGGGUCGUCACGACGAGCCUUGUAACUGCAGUUUUAGAACCAUUCGGAUCCUCCGAAGCAUCAGUCUGGUCAAUCGUCAGUCGUCAAAUUUCGCUCCACAAGUCGCUGGUUUCGACACAUUCAACACCGACGAUGCGGUCGAUGCUCUACUUUCGAUAGUCCCUUUCCAUCCGAAAGUAAAUGCAUCCCCUAGGGAUCUGAAGCCGCUGGCGGAACGGUUGCUCGAGGGGAGAAGAACAGACCAGUAUCAGAUCAAGGUCAUCGACUUGGCUGCGUUACUCGGCCUGAUCAUGAGACUAAGGGUCUAUGAUAAGCCGACUUGGGGCUCCCGGGACUUUCAUUACGGGUCAUUCGAGGAUACCACUCCGGGGAAGGAGGAGUUGGCUCAUAUUCUGGCCCGAUCGUUCUGUUCUGGCCAGGAGGACAAGUACCUGGCCCCCGACACGGUGCUCCGGGCUUUAGAUAUCCUGCCCAACCUAGAGCAAUGGGUUCAUCAGCUAUGGGCAGCCAUUUUCCAACCGUGCACGUCCACAGAAUCACCUAAACCAAACUUAUUAGAAACCCAAUCAUCACGAUCAUCACCACCACUGCCACCAGACACCACCACUAUGGACGAGAUUCUCCGUGCAGUAUCACUAUUCAUCCCUCCCUUCCACCCUCAUAAAAGAACCGAUCAGGUACGCAAACUCAAGCCAAUCACAUUUGAAAAAUGCUACGAUGACUCGAUACCAUCCCAGUCCUUGACGGACAGCAGUGGCAUCAGCCUCGAUAUGGACCUGGGCCAUAUCCUCCAGCAAUUCUCCGAAGACAAUCACCCGAACCGUCUGUCGCAAUCCCGCCUCGUUCUUUUUCUGGGUCAUCAAGCUCAGGAUUCGUCGAAAGAUGUACCGAUAGUCGUGGGCGCAUUCUUCCCCACGACCCCUGCUGCGAAAAGAGAAGAGGAAAAAGAGCCAACGGAAAGAACAGUAGGAGACAAAUCGACCAUCUCCCCUCUUCCAGUUCCACAAUUUCUCUUCCAGCUCCAGCCAACCUUCAGGCUAUUUCGCUGGAACGGAGAGGGCAGCAGUGUCACAGGCACAGCCACAGCCACGGGAUAUACCGACCCCCACCCUACUUCUAAUUCCAAUUACCUGGGAGAUCCCAUUCGAUCGAAGGUGGGGGUGGAAAUUGACUCCGUCACAGGACAGGCUACUUUUCUGCGAGGAACAAAUCGGGUAUCAGACGGGGAUGGGUAUGAAGAAGUCACGGUAACUGUCCCCAGCAAUUCGAAGAAGCAUGAUGGGACGGAUACCGUUCAUGGGGAUGAUGGAGGUCAGGAUCAGCAAGCGCGAAAAACAACCUUUACGGUGACUCGUAUCGCCCUGUUUAAUGUGGACGGGGGCCCGAAUUACGAUUAUGAAAAUUCUUGGUGAUUGAUCUGGUAAGAUCAUAUCACGAUAUCUAAAGAAAAUAUAAGGAAGGGAAUGGGUAGAUGGUAUUUAUUGCUUUACGCAUUCAUCUUUCAUUUGUUAAUUCCAGUGUUUCUCGAUGGCAAACAUGUCACUCCCCAGCAAGUUACCUAAUUCAUUUACAAACUCAAGCCUAACUGACGAACACCAUACUGGCCUGAUUUGAGUC
Aspergillus heteromorphus CBS 117.55 is the source of this 2062-nucleotide messenger RNA. RefSeq lists its product as uncharacterized. NCBI's taxonomy places the organism in Eukaryota, Fungi, Ascomycota, Eurotiomycetes, Eurotiales, Aspergillaceae. Bases 1 to 1857 code for a protein of 618 amino acids. The record is from RefSeq and is a predicted model, not a curated record. The transcript has 4 exons.